GAGAGAGAGAGAGAGAGUUGGAUGAGAUUUUGGGAGUCAGUCAGUUAGUAAGUGCUUGACCGGGGAAGGAAUGAAACACUUUUAGUGAGAGAGGGACUUCGCAAGCUUUACUGUGCGCGUCUAUUUGUGGUGUAUACACAUAACUUUCAAUACGUUAUCAAUGGCCAGCACUGGAUUAUUAAACAGAGCGGCUGGGGAGCCCCCUCGCAGCCCGCAGCUUUGUGAAAGUGUUGCAAAGUUGGUUUCCUUCAUGAACUCGUCUCUGCCCGGUGUGUUGUUAGUGCCGCUGGCCGCCCUGCUGCUGUUCUUCGCACCGCUGUGCGCUGGGCUUAACCUGGACGCGGAGACACCGUCGCUCUUCAGCGGAGCUAACGGCAGCUACUUCGGCUUUUCUGUGGAGUUUUAUCUCCCGGGCUCCUCCAGUGUCAGUGUUCUGAUUGGUGCACCCAAAGCCAACACCAGCCAACCAAACAUCACAGAGGGCGGAGCUGUGUACUACUGCCCCUGGGCCCACGACCAAUCAGAUUGCAGGAUCAUAGAGUUCGACACCAAAGGGGACCGAUCCACAGUCAUCGUCAACGCCACGGAACAGGCGGAGUUCAAAUCCAAUCAGUGGUUUGGAGCAACUGUGCGCUCCCAUAACAACACUGUACUGGCCUGCGCCCCGCACUAUCACUGGAGGACCCAGAAGGACGAGGCUGGCUCCGACGCCACGGGGACCUGCUUCCUGUCGGUCGGUAACUUCACAAAGUUUGUGGAGUACGCGCCCUGCCGCUCGGAUCUGAACGGUUCAGGGGGUCAGGGAUACUGCCAGGGUGGUUUCAGUGCUGACUUCACAAAGAGGGGGAGGGUUGUCCUUGGCGGACCAGGAAGUUUCUUCUGGCAAGGUCAGCUGAUCUCUGCCACUCAGGAGGAGAUUGUCAAGUCGUAUUUCUCAGAGUACUUCAUCACGCAGGUGGGGGGGGAGAUCCAGACGCGGCAGGCUCACGGGUCGUACGACGACAGCUACCUGGGUUACUCUGUGGCUGUGGGAGAGUUCACUGGAGAUGCAGAUGAAGAUUUUGUAGCCGGGGUGCCGAGGGGAACUCUGAUAAAUGGUUAUGUGGCUGUACUGAAUGGAACUGACCUGAAAUCUGUAUUCAACUAUUCAGGAGAGCAGAUGGGCUCCUAUUUUGGCUAUGCCGUGGCGGUGACUGAUGUCAACAGCGAUGGUCUGGAUGACCUCCUCGUGGGCGCCCCCAUGUUCAUGGUGAGGGGUUCGGACGGGCGGCUGGAGGAGGUGGGGCGCACGUACCUGUACCUUCAGACUGUCCCCCUGGAGCAGAACCCCUCUGCCCAGACACUGACAGGCUCCGAGGUGUUCGGCAGAUUCGGGAGCUCCAUCGCCCCCCUCGGAGACCUGGACCAGGACGGCUUCAAUGACGUUGCGGUCAGCUGUCCGUUCGGAGGUGAGGAGCAGCGGGGUCUGGUUUACAUCUAUAACGGCGGGGUCAGGGGACUCCGGGACACCCCGUCCCAGGUGCUGGUGGGGCAGUGGGCGUCCAGCAGCCUGCCAGCAAGCUUCGGCUACGCCAUGCGUGGGGGCAAGGACAUCGACGGGAACGGCUACCCAGAUGUUCUAGUCGGGGCGUUUGGAGUAGACAAGGCGAUUCUAUACAGGGCCCGCCCGAUCGUGAACGCCAGCGCCACGCUCUCAGUGUCCCCCGCCAUGAUCAAUCCGGAGGAGAAGGCCUGCUCCAUCAGCACCACCAAGAAUGGAGUCAACGCCAGCGUUCCAGUCUCCUGUGUCACCCUCAGUUUCUGUCUCCACGCGAAUGGGAAGCACCUUCCAGACCGCAUAGAUUUCAACGUGGAGCUGCAGCUGGACCGGCUGAAGCAGAAGGGAGCGGUGAAGCGGGCUCUCUUCCUGCAGUCCAGGCAGCCCAGUCUGCAGCAAACCAUCAGCGUGUGGAACGGGAUGGGACAGAUCUGCAGGGAGAUGAAGAUCUACCUGAGGGAUGAGUCAGAGUUCAGGGACAAGCUCUCCUCCAUUUAUCUCUCCCUGAACUUCAGUCUGGACCCCCUCGCCCCCCCGGACCGGCACGGCCUGCAGCCCAUCCUCCACUACCAGACCCAGGACCUCAUCGAGCAGAAGGCUCAGAUCCAGCUUGACUGUGGGGACGACAACAUCUGCGUUCCAGAUCUCAAGCUCACAGUCCACGGGGACAGGAAGGAAGUGCACCUCGGGGAUGACAACUCUCUGACUCUCACCUUCAACGCCUGCAAUGAGGGAGAGGGCGGGGCCUAUGAGGCGGAGCUCUACGUGGUCCCGCCCCCAGAGGCCGACUACAGCGGGAUCGUGCGAAACAACGAGAGCUUGUCCCAGCUCGCCUGCAGCUAUGAGACUGAGAACCAGACCCGAGUGGUGAUCUGUGACCUGGGGAACCCCAUGCGGUCCGGCGCCAGCCUCUGGGGCGGUCUGCGUUUCACCGUGCCGCACCUGAAGGACUCCAAGAGGAGCGUGCAGUUCGAAUUCCAGAUGAGAAGUAAAAACGAGAUGAAUUCCCGCAGUGAAGUCGUUGCUUACAGGCUGGAGGUCGCAGUGUUGGCAGAGGUCAUCUUUCAGGGGGUGUCCAAGCCAGAGAACGUGGUCUUCCCGCUGGUUAACUGGAAGGCCAGCAAGCGCCCUGUGAUGGAGCAGGACAUCGGGCCGCUGGUGCGGCAUGUGUACGAGCUGGUGAAUAACGGCCCCAGCUUGAUAAGCCACGCCCACCUGGAGCUGAACUGUCCAAUGAGGAUUCAGAAUCACCAGCUGCUGUACCCCGUGGAGGUCUUCACCCAGGGACCCCUGAAUUGCACCACCAACAACACCAUCAACCCCUUCCAGGUCAAGCUGAACCACUCUCCCACGGAGCAGACCCCCACCCUCACCCCCGGCCCCGAGCACUACAUCCAGAAACGGGAUGCCCCGCGGGACGCUCUCUCCGAAAUGGACACGCUGAGCUGCUCCCAGGUUUACUGUCUGAAGCUGCGCUGUGAGGUGGGGCUGCUGGAGAGGGGCACCAGUGCCGUGCUGGAGGUGCGGUCCCGGAUCUGGGCAGAGACCUUCACUCAGAGGAAGUAUCUCCCCUACGUGCUGGAGUGCCAGGCUGCUUACAAAGUCCUCAGAAUGCCAUACGAAAUCCUGCCCAGGACGCCCCCUAGUGGAGCAAUACAGGUGAGCACAUCGGUGGUUUGGACCAAGCCAGACAACCCGUACGCCGUGCCUCUGUGGAUCAUUAUCCUGGCGGUCCUCGCAGGACUCCUCUUGCUUGCUCUUCUCAUCUACAUAUUAUACAAGCUUGGUUUCUUCAAACGCUCCUUACCCUACGGCACCGCCAUGGAAAAGGCCGAACUCAAGCCCCAGGCUGCAUCCGAGGCCUAAACUGCAGUAGGCCACAAAGACCAAAAAACAACAACUAAGGAAAAGAAACAUUGAAGUGAAACACUGCAGCUCGGAGCGAGGAGGGAGACCACUGGAACUCAGACUGCACUAAACACAGCAACAAAAAACUAAAUGAAUGUUUUUUUUUUAUUUUAUUUUCUGAGGGUGGGCAGGGUGGGUCUUGGAGAUCUGAGACUGAAAUGAGAACGCAGCCUGAUCUGUACGGCGUUGCUUUGCAGUGCUCCGGUCAUGUGGACGGUCCUGGGUGACUGUUGUUUGGUUGGCUUUUUAUGAACUGGUUUUGGCUGAUUUGUACAGACUGCAAUUUGUGUGUGUGUGUUUUUUUUUUUUUUUUUUUUUAAAUGUGU
Polyodon spathula (Mississippi paddlefish) is the source of this 3771-nucleotide messenger RNA. It is a transcript of the gene itga5, whose product is annotated as integrin, alpha 5 (fibronectin receptor, alpha polypeptide). Gene Ontology annotation, cellular component: integrin complex; external side of plasma membrane. Gene Ontology annotation, biological process: cell-matrix adhesion; cell adhesion mediated by integrin; integrin-mediated signaling pathway. Gene Ontology annotation, molecular function: integrin binding. Lineage: Eukaryota; Metazoa; Chordata; Actinopteri; Acipenseriformes; Polyodontidae. Bases 161 to 3403 code for a protein of 1080 amino acids. The transcript is spliced from 30 exons. The record is from RefSeq and is a predicted model, not a curated record.